UGGAGACGUUACUUUAGCAUGUAGAGUACAGUGCAGGGAACUCGGUCUAUGGAUAUCAACAGGAGCGCUUUCCCGCUGAAAAAGCAUCUUAAAGUUGAAAACAACACACACAAAGUCUUCCGGGAUAUAUUCAUGGUGUUUUUUCCUAUAAAGUACAAGUACCCUACAUGCUAAAGACCAAUGGUGUUUGAUGUUUUUGCGCAUCUGCUCACAUGCGCUAAUUUGUCUUGUGUUUUGCCCACACAAAUGCAACAAAGGGGUCUGACAAAGGCUUAUUCCCAGGUAUCUCUGAUACGCCUAAUCCAUCAAUGGCCGGCAAACAAAAAGGCAAAGCAUUUCAGUGUUUUGCUCGUUUAUUGUUAUGUUACAAAAGGCAUCAAGCGAUUGGUGAAUAGUUUCGGGAGUUUGUUCGAGGUCGCGGAACCUCUGAUCGUGUUUUUUUUUGGUUCUUGAUGUCACUUGAUUCAUCCAAGCUAGGAAUGGACAUCUGUUAAAUCCGUUUUAAUGUAAUCAGUGACUCAAGGUGAAUUACUCAUGCGUUCCGAUAAUCGAUUUGCUAGCGAUGCUCCACUACCUUUCCCGAGGGUUGUGAACAUGCUUUGUGAAAUUCCGUCAUACAUCAACCUGUUCUAAAAGCCUCCGCGACGAGUGAUCUGGUGCCAGAAACUCACUUAGAACGAGCUGGAAGUUGACAUCAGAAGGCAACUGAAAAAAAAGCUAGAGAGAAACAUUCAUGUGAAGGAAGGUAAAGAGACAAUGAACGGGAUGCUAGAACUCAGUGACCCGGCCUCGAGCUUUGGACGCGCGUUUGGGGACGAAGGCGAUGAGCUGAUGAAGAUCCCUGAGGAAGAGGAAAGGGACUGGGACGAGUGCAGCUACAGUGAUUCGGAAAGCGAUAGCAGCUGUUCUACUUGCAGCACGUGCUCGUGCGAUAUGUACGUGGGGGAUGGGGACGGGGAGGAGUUGUAUAGGUGUGUAGAAUAUACCAAGCAUCGUGGCUAUAGACCGCCUGACCAAGGAGUCACGAUCAAGCCCAAUUCUGAAACACAAAACGGAGUAACUACAAUAAUACCACAUAAAAUCCACGCAGCUAGCUCAACAGGGGGCGUGGUAGGGAGGCAUACUCAUCUGCAGAGCACUGAGAAUAAUAUGUAUUUCACAAAGACGGAUAACAUAAUAGUGGAGAGCUCGGACGGGGGUAGGCCUGUGUACUGGUGUACCACCAUGCAUUGCGACAGCUCCGGUUCCGAUCGCGAGAGACUGUCCUCUGACUCGCAGCCAUCCUCCGAUUUCAGAAACAGACGUGAGAGAGUCGAUUCCAGCUCUGAGAUCAGCAGUAGCGGGUAUUACUCCGAAAACGGGAUAUCGGGAAAGCGCAAACAAAAGAAAAAAGUCACUUUCGUAGAAUCAGCGCCAAACCUUGAAUUGCAAACUCACAAUGCUAAAACUUCCCCUAAAUCAAACCAAAUAGACAUAGUAAAACUAGACAACUGCAAUGAGGUUUCUAGUUGGACGCACAAACUACUAAAGGGGAAGAUAGUGACAAUUAACGAUGUGGAGCAGCUCUCAAUUUCGGGUUCGUCAGAUAACAGCUCUCGGGGGAGUACCUGUAACGCGAUAAAAACAGACAAACGACUAUCUUUAAGAAACGUCGAAAGAUUUUCAAUUGUAAGCUCAUCUGGCAAUACCACUCGAGGCAGUAUUAGCGAUAAUAAAAGGGAGAGUAUGCCAUCGUUGCAAGGACACGCCCAAACAGAGUCCAAGAAAGCAUUCAGAGGCGGUCAUUUUAACUCAAGGAAGAACAACAGAAUGGACUUUCACUCUCGGAAAGACGAACCAAAUAAAAGGUCGGCGGAACAAGGCGGACUUCAGUCCGAGUAUUCAAGAUUGCGGCUCGUUCUAUCGCAUAUCGAUCCUUACAAAUUACACUCCGCAUUACGCUGUCAACUUAAGCGCAGAAACAAAGAUGUGGUGCGAGCUUUGGGACUUCUGUUGCCACAAGAGUCUUACACAACCGACACCAUCCACUGCGUAAGGUGCCACAAAGAAUACAACCCAAGUUACGGAAACACCCGAUGCGAGCUCCCACACCCCCCAGGCGCCAUAGUGAGGCUAUCCCAAGAUGCUGAGGGCGCUGACUACAGCUGCACGGUUUGCGGGCAUGAAUACCGUCUAAUUGGGUGCUGGGACGUGAAGCUGAAUAUCGAAAAGCAUUCUGGGAUGUGUUAUAUCGGGACGCACACGCCGAAGGUAGAAGAAGUUUGCUACGUUCCGACAGGACCUGCAAGGACUUGUGAAGAUAAAGGCUGCAUUGAAUUCUAUGUUUAGAUGAGUUUAGGUCAUCGUUAUCGUGCAAUAAGAGUGCGCAAAGGUGUGAGGUCAGUUUUGAAUGCGGCCAUAACAUAUCAACCUGCAAAAGUACAGCCGGGUGUGGGGUACUCUGCUAGAAGUGUUUUCCCCUGUUUGUUGCUAGCACUUUCACUUAUCCGUGCCGCAUCUCAGUUUUUUUUUUUUCGCGUUUUCGUUUGUUUGUCCGUAGACCCGACUUGCGUUUGUUCUGAAUAUUCAAAAAUAUCAUCACAUUUUUAAAAUUAAUUCCCUGUAUUUUUGAUCACCGUGAUUCAAGCGGAUUUAACUACUGAGAUGAGCAUCUCAUUUGCAUGAGGUUUCAUAGUGCGAAAGUACGCGUCACGCAUGUUGGACCCACGGGCUUUAACCUACGAUAACGGUGUGCUAACAGAAAAAAAACUGUAACAACAAUGUAAGAAAAACAACAACAACAACAACAACAACAAUGUAAGAAAAACAACAACGACAACAACAAUGUAAGAAAAACACAAUGAUGCAAGAAUCUAAUGCGAUUUCAAUUUUUUUUGCCAGCUAUUCGUUGUAUUUUGUACCCAAAGUAGUACCCAUACAGUAGAUGGCCAGUAGAGUUUUAUGCAUAAAAGUAAAUUAUUUAUAUAUUGAAUUCAUAUUUGUAAUACCUGUCAUAAAUGUAGAAAACAGAGCUUUAUAAAGUCUUUCAAUAAAUUCUUCUAAUAACUAUCA
Messenger RNA from Nematostella vectensis (starlet sea anemone), 3051 nucleotides. RefSeq lists its product as uncharacterized. NCBI's taxonomy places the organism in Eukaryota, Metazoa, Cnidaria, Anthozoa, Actiniaria, Edwardsiidae. The transcript is spliced from 2 exons. The record is from RefSeq and is a predicted model, not a curated record. Bases 757 to 2328 code for a protein of 523 amino acids.